CGGUUAUAGAAUUCACGAUUAGAAGAGCUUUCACCAAAUGAAUGGUGGAAAAUCCAAACAGUUCAACAUUUAUAUUGUAAGCGUUAAGAAAGCGAGAAUAAAAACAUCUUCUAUACGAUUGUGCGACAAAUUGAGCAGAGCUCUUCAGUGUUGCAGAGUAUAACAAACUUGCAAAAGGAGAGUACAAAAGUUGUGAAAAGCUUUUUUCCAUAAUCUUCCGAAAAGAAUAAAACACCAAAAAACUGACAGGACUCUAACGCGCCUGUGUAUAAUUGUGCUCCUUUCUACCCGAGUUACCAUCAUCAUCAUUUGUCUUUGUCACUAGCUCGUUAAAUAGUUGACUUCAUUCAAUUAACUAACUAAAAGCGCAGAAAACAACAACAAAUAUCACAUAAAAAAUCCUCAGCGGAGAAGAGAGAGCUAUCGCUACACACACACACUAAAGGACUAACAACGAAUGCGUAUAAUCCCCUGUGCUCUCACUCUCCCUCUCUCUGUGUAUAAGAAGAUUUGCCAACACCACCACCAGCAGUAAAGUCGUUUUCCUCUACAUCCUGCAACACCCCCACACUCAAAAAGCUAUAGUGUUCAAAGAUUGGAGAGCAGAGUGCCAGCAGAAUAUUCUCAAUGCUGUAGUCGUCAUCAGACGUUUGCUGGCUAUAACCGACACAAACACUGACAUACUUUUGUUUGGGCCACAAAAUCAUUCAGUGUGUACUAAUUCUCCCUCCAUUAACAAACAUCCUCCAUUCACUACUCACACACAGGCAGGCAAGCAGGCGACCAGUGUAAGAAAGAGCCCCAACGGCGACGUAAAUAGCGGCAGAAAAAGUACCCCAAUCAACACAACAACAAAAAACCGUUAAAGAAGCUUCGUACACCAAAGACAUUAUUGUUUGUUAAUAUAUAAAUCUGUAAACAAUGGGCCAGAAAGAUAAGAAAAAGGAAGAGGCGGAACCAGCACCAGCAGCCGAUGCCCCUCCAGCAGGUGAUGCCCCACCAGCCGGUGAGGGUGGUGAUGGCGAGAUUGUUGGAGGACCACGUAAUCCUCAACAGAUUGCGGCACAAAAACGAUUACAACAAACCCAGGCACAAGUCGAUGAGGUUGUUGAUAUUAUGCGAACAAAUGUUGAAAAGGUACUCGAAAGAGAUCAAAAGCUAUCUGAAUUGGAUGAUCGUGCCGAUGCACUGCAACAGGGUGCAUCACAAUUUGAACAGCAGGCUGGUAAAUUGAAACGAAAGUUCUGGUUGCAAAAUUUGAAGAUGAUGAUUAUAAUGGGUGUCAUUGGACUCGUUAUUGUGGGCAUUAUUGCAAAUAAACUUGGUCUAAUAGGCAGCGAGCCACAGCCCCAGUAUCCACCACAAUAUUAUAUGCCGCCACCACCACAACCACCACCACAGGCUGCUGGCACUGGUGGUGGUACAUCAUCUUUGGUCGCAGAUGAUACCAAACAGCAUGCAGCAGGCGGAGUAUAAGAGAAUUAGUUUUAAUAACAACCAAAAUCAGCUGCAAAAACAACAACAACUAACUAUUACAACCUAAAAAGGAAAACUACAAGAACAACAACAAAAACAGUGUUAAAAUUGCUUAAAACUCCCCAUACAACAAAACCAAAACAAAAAAAAAUCUCAUUCAAUUUCUUUUUUUCAACUAUUUGAAAUUUUCAACACUUAUUUACAACAAUUAACCCAAAAUAAACACACACAAACACUCAUACAUUCAUCCACCCACACACACACAGACAAAUAUAACCUCAAUUGAAAAUCCAAAGAAAGAAUACUUAACAAAUAAUGGUAAAUAAAUCUAUUUAUUAUUAAUAAUAAUAAUACAAAACAAAAACUACAAUGCAAAUAAUACUAUAUAACAAAAGAAAAAUUAAUAAUAAUAACAAAACAAUUAUAUUCCAAUAAUAAUAAUAAUAAUAAAGAAAGAAGAAAAAAAUCUUAAACUAGCAAAACAAAUGUAUUUCAAUAAUAAAAAGUGAAAAAAACUCAAUCUUAUUGCAUAAAUAACUAAAUUUCCAAAAUAAUACAAAAAUCCAAAUAUUAUAAUAAAAAUAAAAUCGAGAAGUCGAAGUAAGCAGUGGAAUGCAAAACAAAACUUAUUAACAACAAUGGGAAUUAUUACAUACAUACUAACAUACAUAUAUAAUAUACUUAAUAACACUAUUGGGAAAAAAUACAAAACAAACAAAUGAAUAAUUAAAGUCAACUACAAGGAAACGAUAAAGAAGAACCACAACAGAAAUAUAAAAAGUAAAUAAACAACAAAUAUGGUGUAAAAAAAUUAUGCAAAA
Molecule: messenger RNA, 2297 nt
Organism: Musca domestica (house fly)
Lineage: Eukaryota; Metazoa; Arthropoda; Insecta; Diptera; Muscidae
Product: neuronal synaptobrevin
Exons: 7
Coding region: 922-1476 (184 amino acids)
Biological process (GO): vesicle fusion; vesicle-mediated transport
Cellular component (GO): plasma membrane; SNARE complex
Molecular function (GO): syntaxin binding; SNAP receptor activity
Source: RefSeq, a predicted model, not a curated record